GCCCAGUACGCACGUUCAAGAAGACGACGUCUCUGCUGCGUCAUUUGCGCGCCGCCUCGCUCCCGAUGCACUUCUUUUCCCAACAGUCUGAAGAUAGAUGUUUCGAUUUCAGUCCCUGGAUGAUGACUGUACGUUGGAGGAGGAAGACGAUGGACUGAUAGAGGAGGAGGAUGAAAUCGAUCAGUUUAAUGAUGACACCUUUGGAGCUGGAGCCAUCGAUGACGACUGGCAGGAGGAGCACAAACGCCUCGCUGAGCUUGAUGAGCGCGAUGGUUUAGGAGCAGAGCUGGGGUUGGGAGGAGGGGGGAUGGGAGGAGAACUGGAUUUAGGAGGAGCUGAGCACUCGUCCUCCAAGCGUCUCCCUUCCUCUGCAGGCAGUCUCUCCCUCCAAUCUUCCCUCCCUUCGCUCAACUUCUCCUCGUCUUCCUCUGGACUGCCUUCGCGAGAUGUGGACGACCGAGCAGGUGAGGGUGACCUGGCUGAGUCUCUGGCCCGUCUCAUCCUGGAGGCUGACCCAGCCAUCGCCGGGGUCGGAGCUGCUGAGAGGCCCGGUCCAUCCUCCGGCCCUGCAGGGUCCAGCUUGUCUGCCCUGCAUGGGUUGGACCAACCCAGAAUCCUGCCACAGCCCACCUCCAUCCCACAUCCCCGUCACCCCCAGAGCCAGCUGCCUGCUGGGCCCCCCGCCUCAGGCCUUCCCUCCUCGUCCAUGCUCAGCUACCAGCAGCAGCAGCACCUGCUGCGUAGAGGAGCGCCUCCCAUGGGCCAGAUGAACUCCCACAGCAUCUGGGAGAACAGUAUGGGGUUCGGGCCGGUCAGUCUUACACCUGGACUGGCCACACACAUGGAGGAUAGUCCACUAAUGUCGAUAAUCAAAGAGGUGGGUCUUCCUAAACGGCCUCCUCAGGGCAGGAACGAUGAAGGACGGGAUCUGUCGGAGAGGGUUCCACCUCCACGCUCUUCCUCUCCUGUGAUUGGCUCCCCUCCGGUGAGGGCGGUGCCUAUUGGGACUCCACCAAAGCAGCCGAUGAGCCACACCCUGAAUCACCAGAUCCACCAUCCCACAGCGGUUCAUGUGAGAGCCCCGGUCCAGCACCGGUACCCCACUCCCUUCCCUGAGCGCCUGUCACCCAACACCCUCCUCAACAUAGCUAACUCUCCGCUGUGUCGCGGUCCGUUCCCUCCCAGAGUUGGUCCAGUUCUGUCUCAGAUCCAACGAGCCCAGCUGCUCAGCUCUCAGGUGGCAGGUUUUCCUCGCGGCGGUCCCGCCCCACCUUUGUUACCAGGUGGAGGCUUUAGACCGUUCUUCGGAGGCCCGCCUCCUCCAUCACACGGCCACAGGAUGGGCCCGCCACCGCCUCACGGACCCCCCAACCACGCCCCCCUCAUCCGACACAACACCACGCAUCUCCACCCGCAGCACCGGCGCAUGCUCACCCAGCGCAUGCAAAGCCGAGGAGGGGACCGUGGCAGGACUGGAGGGGACCGGCGCAGCAGAGACCCCUACAGUAACCUGAUGACCCAGAAGGAGAAGGAGUGGGUCACCAAGAUCCAGAUGAUGCAGCUGCAGAGCACCGACCCGUAUCUGGACGACUACUACUACCAGAACUAUUAUGAGAAGAUGGAGAAGCGUCAGGAGAGAGAACGAGACAGCAGCAGUAAGAAGGAGCACACCACCAAGCUCAUCACCCCACAGGUCGCCAAGGUUGAACACACCUACAGACCAGUUCAGUUUGCGGGCUCUCUGGGGAAGCUAACGGUCUCCAGCGUCAACAACCCCCGCAAGAUGAUCGAUGCCGUGGUGACGACUCGCUCAGACGAUGAGGAGAAGAGAGAGAAGCAGGUUUGGAACAAGAGGCGACAGAUCCUGUACACAGUGGAGAAGAUGUACAGCUUGCUCCUGGAGGUUCAGGACUUCGAGAAGCGUUUUGUCCAGACCCCGGAGGAGGACCGGGAGGCUCUGCUGGAGCAGCAUAAAACCAACACGGAGCAGCUGUGCGGCUCUCUGCGGGAGAAGGAGUGGGACGACCGAGUAAGCGAUGAGCAGUGUGUGAUGAUCAUGUCGGUGAGGAAGGGCAAGCGGCUCAUCGCCAGGCUCCUCCCAUUCCUGCCCUCAACCCAGGCUGGUGCUGUCGUCAUGGCGAUCGCCCGCAACCUUCCUGCCUUAGCCAAGAAGGACAAGCAGGACCAGGUGCUGUGCUGGUUAGUGGAGCCGGUCUCUGCAGUCGUCCAGUCGUUGUCCAGCUCCGCCCUCACGGAUCUGCUCCAGGAGCUGCAAGGAAGCGAGGGCCAGCUGGUCAAAGUGCUGCAGAACAAGUUUGGCGUGACACUGCUGUACCUGAUCCUGAGUGAAGGAGAGAGGAUGCAGAGCUCCGACCCAAACUGUCAACUCAUGGAUGACAAUCGAUGGACUGAGUUGGUGUUUUCGGUGACGAGGGAGCUGCUCAGCGUCCCCUCUUCGUCACUGUCUCCUCCCCUCUUCACCCCUCCAAACCUCCUCUCCCUCUUCUCUCGCUACGUAGACCGACAGAGGCUGGAGCUGUUACAGGACAAGCUACAGAUCUCUGCUCUGUCCAGGUAGAAGCCCCGCCCCCCCAUGCAGAACUUCAGUGUGUCAACAGAGUCGACGGUGGAUCGUUUUAAUGCAUCAAAACCUCCAGUCAUUUCUCUUUGUCCUCGUCUGGGUGUGUGUGUGUGUGUGUGUGUGUGUGUGUGAGUGUGUGGGUGUGUGUGUGUGUGUGUGUGUGUGUGUGUGUGAGUGAGUGUGUGAGAGGUGUCUGAAUGACAAUAAAAAUGGAAUCUGCAUUUUUAAAUAUCUUGUUUACGAUUAUGCCUGUGAUGAAAAUUAAAAGUAUUUCUAAUAUAA
Molecule: messenger RNA, 2863 nt
Organism: Melanotaenia boesemani (Boeseman's rainbowfish)
Lineage: Eukaryota; Metazoa; Chordata; Actinopteri; Atheriniformes; Melanotaeniidae
Gene: patl1
Product: PAT1 homolog 1, processing body mRNA decay factor
Exons: 20
Coding region: 98-2578 (826 amino acids)
Biological process (GO): P-body assembly; deadenylation-dependent decapping of nuclear-transcribed mRNA
Cellular component (GO): P-body
Molecular function (GO): RNA binding
Source: RefSeq, a predicted model, not a curated record